GAAGAAAAAAAACAAGCACGUCCUUUUCGCAAGGUUCCCUUCAACCUUUCUUUCUCAUUCGCACGACAAUCCGAAAACCAGUGGAUAGAGAUAAAAUUUGCACACACUUUUUCUCCCCCCCACCCCCCCCUCCCUCCUAACUCCAUCUCUAUCUAUCUUCUCUCUUCUCCUCCGAUCUGAAUUUCUUGGUUAGGGUUGGGAUUCAAUUUCUCAAUUUGGGGAUUUCCAGAUCCGAACAGCAGCUCCUUCCAAACUUCUCAAUUCCCGAAAAUACGAGAGUUGUGGCAUUGUUAGGAAAAAUAUGUCCCAUUACGCUGGAUACGUGGAAGAUGAAUACGAAAUGGAAGAUGUAGAUGAUGAUAUGGAUGACGAGUUUCGUGGUAGAGAAAUGGGCGGCUCAGAUUCUGAUGUUGAUGAAUAUGAGUACUUGAAUAGCAAAGCAGCUGAUACAACUGCUGCUCAAGCAAGAAAAGGAAAAGACAUCCAAGGUAUUCCUUGGGAUAGACUUAGCAUUACUAGAGAAAAAUACCGGCAAACUAGGUUAGAACAAUACAAGAAUUAUGAAAACAUUCCUAAUUCUGGAGAAGGGUCAGGGAAGGAUGGCAAAGAUACAAAGAAAGGAUCUUUAUAUUAUGAGUUCAGAAGAAAUGCUAGAUCAGUGAAAUCAACCAUUCUUCAUUUCCAGUUGCGUAACUUGGUCUGGGCUACUUCCAAGCAUGAUGUGUACCUUAUGUCACAUUUUUCUGUCAUUCAUUGGUCUUCAUUACGUUGCACAAAGUCUGAGGUUCUCAAUGUUUCAGGGCAUGUGGCACCAUCAGAGAAACAUCCUGGAAGUCUCUUGGAGGGAUUUUCGCAGACUCAAGUUAGUACUCUUGCAGUAAAAGAUAAGUUGCUAGUUGCUGGAGGAUUCCAGGGGGAACUUAUUUGCAAGCAUCUGGAUCGGCCUGGAGUUAGCUUUUGUUCAAGGACAACUUAUGACGAUAAUGCCAUCACAAAUGCUGUUGAGAUUUAUGACAGUCCCAGUGGGGCAGUUCACUUUACAGCCUCAAAUAAUGAUUGUGGAGUGAGAGACUUUGACAUGGAGAAAUUUCAGCUCACUAAGCAUUUCCGUUUUCCUUGGCCAGUGAAUCAUACUUCUCUGAGUCCCGAUGGUAAACUUCUUGUAAUCGUUGGAGACAAUCCGGAUGGAAUGUUGGUAAACUCUCAAACUGGAAAGACAGUAAUGCCUUUAUCUGGGCACUUGGAUUUCUCGUUUGCGUCAGCAUGGCAUCCUGAUGGUGUCACCUUUGCUACUGGGAACCAAGACAAAACCUGUCGGAUUUGGGAUGUUCGAAACCUAUCCAAGUCAGUUGCUGUUUUGAAGGGCAACCUUGGUGCUAUUCGGUCAAUCCGAUAUACUUCUGAUGGCCGGUAUAUGAUGAUGGCAGAGCCAGCAGACUUUGUUCAUGUCUAUGAUGUGAAAAGUGGGUACGAGAAGGAACAGGAAAUUGAUUUCUUUGGCGAGAUAUCUGGCAUAUCAUUCAGUCCAGACACAGAGUCACUUUUUAUCGGAGUAUGGGAUCGUACGUAUGGUAGUCUUCUAGAGUAUGGCCGAUACAGGCAUUACUCUUACCUCGAUUCUCUUAUUUGAGUUGAAUAUUCAACCUGCGAAUAAGUGUGUUGGUGUUGCUGAUUCCUCGGUGCGAUUGCAGAGCUUAGUGUAAAACAUAUUUCAUGCAGUUGAGGAGGGUGUAGGUGUAAAUGUAGUAUUUUGUGCAAUUGUAGCUCUGUUUUGGUGUUCCGUCUUUUUUCCCCCUUAAAUGUGUGUAAUAGGGAGGAAUGUACAGAAGGCUAAGGCAAUGAUGGUCCAAACAAAUAGGAAAGAAGACCAGGGUGUCUUAAGGUGAAACAAGUUGGCUGUUUACCUUUUAGAAAUUUUAUCUCAAUGUGGGACUUAUUAUGUGAGAACCUAUCAAUCAUCUGGUUGAGUUUGAUAUUCCUGUCUAAUUUGGAAAUUGAAAGUUACUGUCUGUUCUGUAGCUUCUGUUGUGGGUCUUAA
Messenger RNA from Prunus dulcis (almond), 2038 nucleotides. RefSeq lists its product as uncharacterized. The transcript has 10 exons. Gene Ontology annotation, molecular function: protein binding. The coding region runs from base 302 to 1630 and encodes 442 amino acids. Lineage: Eukaryota; Viridiplantae; Streptophyta; Magnoliopsida; Rosales; Rosaceae. The record is from RefSeq and is a predicted model, not a curated record.